Branchiostoma belcheri (Belcher's lancelet) is the source of this 1269-nucleotide messenger RNA. RefSeq lists its product as uncharacterized. The record is from RefSeq and is a predicted model, not a curated record. The transcript has 9 exons. The coding region runs from base 1 to 1269 and encodes 422 amino acids. Lineage: Eukaryota; Metazoa; Chordata; Leptocardii; Amphioxiformes; Branchiostomatidae.
AUGGACCAGUCUAGAGGAAGAGGAAAAGGAAGAGGAGGAGGGCAAGGCAGAGGCCGACCCCGACCCUGGGAGUGUGAGAAUCCCCAGACCCAGGGGGCCUCUCCUAACGUACCCCCCAUGGUGGGGGGAGGGUUAGGUGGGGAGUGGCCCAGUCUGGAGGAUACACAGCACAGUCCCCAGCAGAAGAGGUUCAGAAACAACCAAGGGUUUGGACAUUACAGUGCCCAGAUGUCCAACUACUCAGGCAGAGGAUAUCACCCUUACAGGGACAGGAAUCUGAGUGGUCCCCAUGGCCGGGCUGACUACAUGCCGACACCAGGCAGCUCCCAGUCUGACGAUGUAGAGGAGUACGACCCCACACAGCCUGGUCUGAUGGAGCAUGGCAGCGGGGGCAACAGGAGGAAAAAGGACAAGAGACCAAGGUUUUCUCCCCUGCCACUGCAGUCCCAGUUUGUGACACCACCCCCCUCCCGCAGCCAGCACCACCCCCCUCCCUACUCACGGACACCAGGGUCCUCAGGGGGGAGGGGAAGCAGUGGUGGAAGUGCAAAGGCCAUCAACAAGAAGACCUUGGACAGUGCAGCAGCCAACUAUGUGUUAAAACUAGCAGAAAACAAGACAGCUGUCACUGUAGAUAAAGUGGUCGACAUGCUGAAACAGCAUUUUCAGGUGACCCGUUUUGGGGACUUAAACAUAAGAAAACCGACAGAAAUCCCCACCCUGGAUGAACUGCAUAAAUGCCAGUCCAAAGUCAACGCGUACAUCCACGCUUUCAUCAUGACACGUUCUAUCGCCACCCUCCACGAACUCAAGCACCACCUCGCAGACCUCUUCCCGCCAAAGAAGUCUUUCUCGGAGCUGAACCUGGGACCACUCACCAAGCAAGGGCUGGUGUAUGAGCUGUUCAAAUUUCCACAGAACAUUCCAGAUGAAGACAUUCCAGACAUAUCAACGAUAGACAUUCUGAAGGACCUGAGGAAGUACCUGACAGUGCAUGGCUGGAGGCAGAAGGUGAAACUGGAAGACUUUAUGGAGUUCCUGAGGAAGGAACAUGAAGUCAAGUCUCCCUACGAGCUGGGAGUCAGAAUAUCCAGUGUGGCACUGGGUAUAUCUGUAAUAAAGACAGCCCAGCGCCAUGAGAAGGAAGUGACCACAAACGUGCGAGCGAGGCUGGCAGCAGAGAUGGAACAGGACAUCGAACAGCAGCUGGUCAAGGUCAAACGUAAAGUCCUGCAGGCCUCCGACCCAGACAGCGAAGGCAUCAUUUAA